This is a messenger RNA of Cercopithifilaria johnstoni, 945 nucleotides long. Lineage: Eukaryota; Metazoa; Nematoda; Chromadorea; Rhabditida; Onchocercidae. The record is from the annotation of a GenBank genome assembly.
AUGGAAAAUAUCAUGAAUUCGGUAAAAAGUAUAGCCCUUGGUGUUGGUGAGUAUUUAACACCUGUACUUCGGGAAUCAAAAUUCAAGGAAACAGGCGUGUUAAAUCCUGAAGAAUUUGUUAUUGCCGGCGAUUACCUCAUACAUCAUUGUCCAACUUGGUCGUGGGGUCAAUUAGAACCGUCAAAAGCCAAACCAUAUCUGCCUACAGACAAGCAGUUCUUGAUCACACGUAAUGUGCCAUGUUUUAGUCGGUGUAUGGAUAUGGAAUAUGACCCAUCACAAGAAAAGAUACUGAAAGGUAAAGAGUGGAACGAAGAAGGUGAUUUCACUAAUGUGGAGGAUGAUGAAGGAUGGAUUGAUACUCACCAUUAUAUGCUAGAUUCAAGUCAGAAACCUGUAUCGAUGUUCGAAAUAUCCAAAACGGAAUCUUCUGAGUCAAAACAGUUGGAGGAGCCGGAGGACGACGAUGAAAGACCAUCGAUGGAUAUGGAUGCGUUUGUAGCUGAAGGUGGUCUCGAAGAAGACGAUCCUUACAGAUUUGUUGAAGAAAAUAGAAAUCACACAGAAGGUGACACGGAUAACGUCUUGCACACACGUACUUAUGAUCUCCACAUAACUUACGACAAAUAUUAUCAGGUACCUCGUCUUUGGUUGUGUGGAUACGAUGAAAACAACAAACCGCUUACUGUCGAUAAAAUGAGUGCAGAUUUUUCGCAGGAUCAUAUUAAUAAAACAAUUACAAUGGAAUCCCAUCCAUAUUUUCGCACUGCAAUGGCUUCCAUUCAUCCUUGUAGACACGCGGAAGUAAUGAAGCGUCUUAUUGAGCAGCUUGCUGAAUCAGGAAAAGAGCUGAGCAUUGAUCAGUAUCUCUUUAUAUUCCUCAAAUUUGUUCAGGCAGUGAUUCCAACGAUAGAGUAUGACUAUACACGAAGUAUUCAACUUUAA